AUGGCUCGAUUCCUUCAAGAUUCUAGACUAUACUUUGCAGUCACUGUUUUGAUGUGCAUGUUUGUCUCCAUCUACGGUGUUGGCCUGAACGAUUUACUGGAGAGAGCCUCUCAACUUUCAGACAAACUGCACUCCCUUAGCACCUCUCUCACCAAUGAUCUGGAUUCCCACUUUCCUCCAACUGGGAGAAUGAUGAUGCCUCGUCCGUCGAUGUGCCACACGUCCUCUCUUAAAAUUCCCAAUGACAAAGAUCAAGCCCUUAAAGUGCCAGAGGAUGAAUUGCUGGCUUUGACUCGGUCUCUACUGCUGGCAUGGUCCGAUCCCCUUGCUCUUCUUUCUUCUGAGGCAUCCAGCCUGGCACAUCCAGAACGCAACACCAUUAACAGCAAAACCAGGGAGCUGCAGGACAAUAUCAACAGUCUGGGAGCAGGUUUGGAGCGCCUCGUUCACAAGAUGGGCUCAUCUUCAGAGAACCUGUCCGAUCUCCCUUUUUACAUUAGCAACCUGGGCCAGGAUAAAACCUCUCGCCUUGUCAACUUCCAUUUCCUCCUGUCCUGCUUCCGCAGGGACUCCCACAAAAUUGACAGUUUCCUUAAAGUUCUCCGCUGCAGAGCAGCCAAGAAGAGACCUGAGAUGUGUUAA
Myxocyprinus asiaticus (Chinese sucker) is the source of this 642-nucleotide messenger RNA. RefSeq names its product prolactin (gene prl). NCBI's taxonomy places the organism in Eukaryota, Metazoa, Chordata, Actinopteri, Cypriniformes, Catostomidae. The record is from RefSeq and is a predicted model, not a curated record. Gene Ontology annotation, biological process: response to nutrient levels; positive regulation of cell population proliferation; positive regulation of receptor signaling pathway via JAK-STAT. Bases 1 to 642 code for a protein of 213 amino acids. Gene Ontology annotation, cellular component: extracellular region. Gene Ontology annotation, molecular function: hormone activity. The transcript has 5 exons.